This is a messenger RNA of Oikopleura dioica, 237 nucleotides long. The record is from the annotation of a GenBank genome assembly. NCBI's taxonomy places the organism in Eukaryota, Metazoa, Chordata, Appendicularia, Copelata, Oikopleuridae.
AUGAGAGUUGGGAAAGUUUUGAUGCUCUUUUUUUCCGCUAUUUCGGCAUUUUACAAGGAAGAAAGCAGCGAGCUGGAAAAGCGAUCGGCGGAAAACGACGCCAAAGCGGCUAAACUACAGUCGAUGAUGCUCCAGCUCCUUCAAAUGCCCAAGAGAACCAUGAGCCCGAGCAGCGCGUUUAUGUCUGCUUAUAUGAAGAGAGACCAACUGCCGUACGAGCUCCUCAAUGACGAAUGA